GGAGCACCGGUGCCCCCCUUGUCGGCGGUACGCUGGGUGCCCUUCCACCGUCCUACAGUCUGAACUUUCAACGGCUUCCGCUACCAAAUGGAAUGCGCCGGGAAGGGGCGGGGGACUCGGUGCCUUGGACCUCCUAGUAGGCGUUGUGCUCGUUGCGCCGCCGUUAAAUACUGCUCCGCUUCUCACCAGAUUUUGCAUUGGAGUUUCCAUAAGGAAGAAUGUGAAAGGUUAGGGCAGCAGAUGAAGCGCGUCGAUGUUUUAAAUGAUUUUCCAUUCUUGUUUUCCCAAGAAGCUACGGUACAGGUGUGUGAGAAGCAGGAGAGCAGGUGCUCGUUCUUGGACAAAAGGGGAAUCCAUCGUGUGGGGAUGUGGAUGCACGAAUGUCCUUGUGGGGCAUCAGUUGCAUCCUUUUAUUGCAGAAGGUCUGCAAAUGAGGGUUGGCAUCUACCAAGCUCAUUAUGUCCUUGUUCUGAUCCUUCAGUGCUAAUAUCAGAGGAUUUAUAUAGUUGGAAGGAUUAUUAUGAAUGGAGGUGCAUUCCACUAGAUUCUCCCGUUGCUUUGCUUCUUCACUGGCCACUUACGGUAUAUUAUGCGACACAAGUUAUUGGUAUCAAAAGAUUGAUUCCUGAGGGAAGCAAUGUGCUAUGCAUACACUAUCUUGGGCCUGAGAAAGAGCUUCAACAACUUGCUGUUUUUGGUGAAUUGCGUGCCCUCUUCUCUGGUCUGCAUGUCCAUAUAGACCUUAUUGGGCCUGCAAUUCCACAACAGAGGGAUGGCGAAAAGAUCAAUGUUUGCAAUUUUGCUCAUUGCAUGGGCCCAGAUUGCAUUUGCAAAUCUUCAACUGUAAACGUCAGCCACUCUGAAGGCAUUGGGUUGAUGUCGAAGGUGACGUUGCAGCUGCAUAGUGGAUUUUACCAUGACUGUUAUAGAGACAUACAGAAGGAUUCACCUCCUCAUUUGGUGAUUGCUCCAAAUGCUGGCAUUGCUGCUUAUUCAAGUUGGUUGCCUACUAUAGAGCUAAUAAAGAACAUAAAUAUCCCAACUGUAUUUUCUGAUUAUUGUGAAGAAGCGUGUCAUCUUGCAGCUUGUUGCAUAAACACUGUAACUGGCCAUCCUCUAAGUUUACCCAUUCAAUUAAAUCCAUUCAGGCAGCCAAUGGUGGUGGAAGACAGUGCUUUGUUGCUCCCUUGCUAUUCCAAUUGCUUUCUAUUUGGGAUGUGAAGUGGGUUUGCCUCAGUAUUACCAUCAAGUACUCGUCAUGGCUCGUCUAAGAAAAGAAAGUAUUGGUCAUGGCCUUCAUGCAAUUUGUUCUGGGUUUCUCUGGUGAUGAAAGAAGAAUGAGAGUUUAUAUAAUACUGUUAACUUUGAAGAAAUAAGGCUCUAAUUAGAUUGCUCUACCGACAUAAUAAUUUUAGUAUAUUUUCUUUAGGCAGGUAAGACAUCAAAAUGAGCUCUACUUGGUCAAGAAAUCAAGAUCAAGAGGUAUGGCGCUUUCUUCUGAAGGUGCCCAUAAUGACAUCUUAGAUUGAUUGCAUUUUCCAUGGCAACCGACUCAUACCAGAAAUUCGUGCUUGUUCAGUUCCAGUUUUAUGGUUCAAUGAAGGCUCUUUUGGCCGCUUUGAUGUACCAGCUUGGGAUUUCUGUGAGGGAUCAACCAGCACUCUGGUCUCCUGCCUACUUUUUUCUUUUACAAUACAACCAUGGAAGCGUUUCUGGGUAUUCUCUUUUUUAUUUUUUAUUUUUUGAGGAACCGUCAAAAGUAUGGGUUCAUACACAAGUUGUAUCUUAUGUUGCUUCUUUCGAGCAUACGGUUACCAAAACUUAAAUUAUAUACAUAUUUUAUUGAAUUGUU
Molecule: messenger RNA, 1852 nt
Organism: Carica papaya (papaya)
Lineage: Eukaryota; Viridiplantae; Streptophyta; Magnoliopsida; Brassicales; Caricaceae
Product: zinc ion binding protein
Source: RefSeq, a predicted model, not a curated record